Condylostylus longicornis is the source of this 694-nucleotide messenger RNA. RefSeq names its product probable RNA-binding protein EIF1AD. The transcript is spliced from 3 exons. Bases 142 to 594 code for a protein of 150 amino acids. The record is from RefSeq and is a predicted model, not a curated record. Gene Ontology annotation, molecular function: RNA binding; translation initiation factor activity. Lineage: Eukaryota; Metazoa; Arthropoda; Insecta; Diptera; Dolichopodidae. Gene Ontology annotation, cellular component: nucleus. Gene Ontology annotation, biological process: translational initiation.
AUUGACAUUUAAAAUUGCACGUGCGUAUUUUUCAUAUGAAUACCAUAAAUAAAAAAGUAUUUUUUAGCAAAAUAACAAAAAACCCUGUAAAAAUAAACAAGUGCUGCGUUUAAAAUUUUAAUUAAUUUAGGACUAUUAGCAAUGUCUCGUGUAACUAGACAAAAACAUUACAUGUAUGAAAUGAUGAACGACGACUAUGAGCUACCAAAAGAAAAUCAACAAAUUGUAAGAAUUGUAUGUAGUAAGGGAAAUAAUUUACACGAAGCUGAACCAGCACAUGAUGCAGAAAAUUUCUUAAUAUCCAUGCCAAAUAAAUUUCGUAACAACAUUUGGAUAAAACGCGGUGAUUUUGUGGUAAUUGAGCCAAUUCAAGAAGGUGACAAAGUAAAGGGUGAAAUAGUCAAAAUAUUAACUGCAACCCAUAUUAAAGAAUAUUCAAAAAGUGGAAUUUGGCCAAAAAAAUUUACUAAAAAGCGCGAGCAUUCCGAAGAAAAUUAUUCAGAUGGGAGCGAUGACGAAAGAUUUGUUGUUAAAAAUAAAAAUAGACCACCAAUCGAUGAAGGGUCAGAUUCGUCAUCAUGUGAUAAUGCAUAAUACAAAUUUUUUUUCAUAGCAUAAGUUUCCAAUCUUUCCAGAGUCCAAAAAAUUUAUUUUAGAUCUACUUACGUAUAUCACUUUGGUUACAUGCCAUAGA